Messenger RNA from Ailuropoda melanoleuca (giant panda), 5238 nucleotides. RefSeq names its product interleukin 23 receptor (gene IL23R). Gene Ontology annotation, molecular function: protein binding. The transcript has 11 exons. Lineage: Eukaryota; Metazoa; Chordata; Mammalia; Carnivora; Ursidae. The coding region runs from base 115 to 2010 and encodes 631 amino acids. The record is from RefSeq and is a predicted model, not a curated record.
UGGGGAAGGAGGACAUGACGCAGGCAACAAGGUAGCAACCUGGCUCUGAAGUGGAAUUAUGUGCUUCCAGCAAGUGGAAAGAGGGCAACAAAGAGCUUUUACCUGGUUUCAGGAAUGAAUCAGGUCACAAUUCAAUGGGAUGUGAUAAUAGCUCUUUACAUAUUCUUCAAUUGGUGUCAUGGAGGAAUUACAAAUAUAAACUGCUCUGGCCACAUCUGGGUAGAACCAGCCACAAUUUUUAAGAUGGGUAUGAAUAUCUCUAUAUACUGUCAAGCAGCAAUUAAGAACUGCCAACCAAGGAAACUUUAUUUUUAUAAAAAUGGCAUCAAAGAAAGAUUUCAAGUCACAAGAAUUAACAAAACAACAGCUCGGCUUUGGUAUAACAACUUUUUGGAGCCACAUGCUUCUAUGUACUGCACUGCUGAAUGUCCUAGAUAUUUUCAAGAGACACUGAUAUGUGGAAAAGACAUUUCUGCUGGAUAUCCACCAGAUGUUCCUGACGAGGUAACCUGUGUCAUUUAUGAAUAUUCAGGCAACAUGACUUGUACCUGGAACUCCGGGAAGCCCACCUACAUAGACACAAAGUAUGUGGUGUACGUGAAGAGUUUAGAGACAGAAGAAGAGCAACAAUAUCUUUCUUCAAGUUAUAUUAACAUCUCCACUGAUUCAUUGCAAAGUGGCAAGAAAUAUUUGGUUUGGGUCCAAGCGGCAAAUGCAUUGGGCAUGGAGAAGUCAAAACAACUGCAAAUUAAUCUGGAUGAUAUAGUGAUACCUUCUGCAUCCAUCAUUUCCAGGGCUGAGUUUAUAAAUACUACAAUGCCCAAGACCAUAAUUCACUGGCAUAGUCAAACAGCAAUUAAAAAUGUUUCCUGUGAAAUGAGAUACAAGGCUACAACAAACCAAACAUGGAAGGUUAAAAAAUUUGAUACCAAUUUUACAUAUGAGCAACAGUCAGAAUUCUACUUGGAGUCAAACACUAAUUAUAUAUUUCAAGUGAGAUGCCAAGAAACAGGUAAAAAAUACUGGCAGCCCUGGAGUUCACCUUUUUCUCAUAAAACACCUGAAACAGUUCCCCAGGUCACACGGAAAUCAUUCCAACAUGAUAUUCAGAAUUCUGAGCAUCUAAUUGCUUCCAUCUUUAAAGGACAUCUUACUUCUGACAACAGGCAACAAGACAUUAGACUUUUAUCAGGAAUGGUCUUCUUUGCUGUUAUGUUGUCAAUUCUUUCUUUGAUUGGGAUAUUUAACAGAUCACUGCGAACUAGAAUUAAAAGAAGAAUCUUAUUGCUAAUACCAAAGUGGCUUCAUGAAGAUAUUCCUAAUGUGGAAAACAGUAAUGUUAUAAAAAUGCUACAGGAAAAAAGUGAAUUUAUGAAUAAUAAUUCUAGCGAGCAGGUCCUUUAUGUUGAUCCGGUGAUUACAGAAAUAGAAAUCUUUCUUCCAGAAGAACACAAGCCCAUGGACUACAAGACAGAAGAGAAUACAGGAUCCCUGGAGACAAGAGACCGCCAGCAGAAGUCACUACUCACCAACACUACAGUUGUGUAUAUUCCUGGUCUCAGCACUGGGUAUAAACCCCAGAUUUCAAAUUUUCUCACUGGGGGAAACCAUCUCAGCAAAAAUGAUGACACAUCUUCCUCAACUCUCAAACCACAGGCUGAUUCCUUAGACCCAGGGGAAAAUGCCAGGUUUAAAAAAUACCCGAAUUUUGCUUUUUCUGUCUCAAGUAUGAAUUCGCUAAGCAACACACUAUUUCUUGAAGAAUUAAGCCUCAUUUUAAAUCAAGGAGAACGCAGUCCUCUGGACAUGCAAAACUCAGUUGAAGGAGAAACUACCAUGCUUUUGGAAGAUGCUUCAUCCAACGAAACUAUUCCAGAACAGACCCUGUUGCCCGAUGAAUUUGUUUCCUGUUUGGGAGCCAUGAAUGAGGAGUUGCCAUCUAUUAAUUCUUAUUUUCCCCAAAAUAUUUUGGAAAACCACUUCAAUACGAUUUCACUCUUGGAAAAGUAGAGCUGCAUAGUCAAAGUUAAUACGGGAAAGCUGCCUUGCAAUCUGUAGUUGGAUCUCCUUCAGCAAUGAGUUUAAUUCUGCCCUAUUUUUUAAAGUUAGAGAGUUAAGAUCCAAAGGUGGAACAUACAUCAUAGUCACAAAGGAAGCACCAAUAUUAGGUACACCUUCUGAAUUUUUUAAAAAGUAUUAACAGUUAUAUAUUUUUUAUUUCCCCUCAUUGCAAGGCACAGAACAGAUCUCUCUGUUGUACGAAGAAUAAAUAAUACAAGAUAUGUGGUGGUGAAAUAAACGUUGAAGAUAGUUCUUAAAAAUUGAAAUAUUAGUGUUUGUAAGGGGAGAAGCAAGUUGAAUUUUCAUUUUAUGACUUAAAAUUCUCUUGAAUAGAUAAAAAUAUAUCUCCAACAACAAAAUAAGGAUAGAAAGAGAGGAGCAUUAAUUAGCAUGUUUGUUGUAUUAUUUUUUUCUACUACUACUUUCUGUUCAGGUAUCAGGGAUUUGAUUUUUCUUUAUUUUGAUUUUGGACUAAAAGAUUUGUAAAACAAUGAUGUGAGGACAUGAUGAAACUGCUGUCUUCAUUCAAGUCAAGCAUGAUGGCAUUGUUGUCCUGUGCUGUAGCUGACGUAUUAAUUUCACUAUGGCAGAACUGAAGUAGCAGAUGCAAUAUCAGCGAGGUGUAAUUAUUCCUUUUGUAAUCAACUGUGUAUUAGAUAUUGCCAUAGAUUUGGACAAAUAUUUGUUUUAACAGUAAUUUUCUGACAUAUACUUGCCACACCUACCAUCGCCCCAUAUCCCCUGUCUCCUGCAGACAUCACUAACUGAUCAUGACAUGCCUCUGCUAACCCUUAAGGUGACCUCAGAAUCCUCUCAAUAUGGUGCUCCUGACGGCUACACUCACUAAGGUCUAGGACUGGAAGUGAACUUUAUCUCCCACCCAGGUCAAUACUGAGGGAUACAUGAUCUUAAAAUAUGAAAUGCAUAUUUUCGGCUAAAAGAUGGUACUCAGCAGACUUCUCCAUUUUUUUUUUAGACAGAGUGUGAGCAGGGUGGAGAGGGGCAGAGAGAGAGAGACAAUCCCAAGCAGGCUCCACACUCAGUGAGGAGUCCAAUGUGGGGCUCGAUCUCAAGACCCUGAGAUCAUGACCUGAGCCAAAGUCAGGAGUCGGUCACUUAACGGAUUGAGCCACCCAGGCAUCCCACAAACUUCUCUAUUCUGAUUUAUUUUUAUGGUCCAGGGCAAAAUUUUCUAAUGACCAGAAUAAUUUGAAAAUAAGGUAGAUUAUCCACUGAAUUUCUCUUUUUCUUCUAAAUAGUUGUCAACAAUAAUAAUUUAUGUUCAGAUUAAAGAGUUUAAUUUUAUUAUAACAAAUCAAUCAGUUAAUCAAAAAAGGACCAGUUGCCUACUGUGUGUUUAGUACACGAACAAGCUAUUUUGUUUGUUUUGGCUUUUUUCAAAAUUUAAAAAAAAACAAAAAACUAAAAGUAGUUUUGUUGUCAUUAUGUGUCCCCAUGAGGAAGAUGAUCAUACUCCCUGGUUUAUGCUGGUUUAUGGUCUGUUGCCCCAUUGUUAAUUAUGACCAGUGUACCCUUUCACUCUUAGAAGCAUCCCAUUUGGAUGAUAAGUUAUAUGGUCGCUCUAUCUAUGAAGACUUUAAUGUCCAGCAUAUAAGCAAUUUGUUAUAAUUCACUUUUUUUUUUGCAUUGACAAUCUUUAUUUUACUUUAUAUCAUAUACUAAAGCCAUUUGCUCCAAAAUGGAACAUUACUAUUCACAGUGUAAAAAACCUAUCCCUUGCUAUGAAUUUCUAUUCUAUUUACCUUAAAAUAUGUGUAUAUUGUUGUACUUUACAUAUUUUAAAAGGAGUAUAUUUUAAAUUACUAAUGAAAUACUAAUAUUAAACAUCUUGACUUGUAAAUGAUAAUAUGCCUUUCCUUUAUUCUUCUUUGAAGGGAGAAUAUAAUGAAGCAAAAGGUAGGUAGUACUUGGGAUAGAAAUAGCCAACUGAGACAAAUCUUUGAUGUUUACCAACCUGAAGAAGACAUCUGUUAACAUACGAAGAAUAUUUUCAUAGUGUAUUUCAGUAUAAUUGUAAUCUGCCACACACCAAAAAACGCUUUGUCAAGCUUAAGGGACUGCAGCAUUAUUUUGAUCUACACGUGCUUGCAUUGCAGUGAGCACCUCCUUUAGAACUUCUUCCUGUCCCCUGGAGUGAGAAGGAGGCUCCUUUCUGUUCUUAUGGUAUCUUUUCCAUACCCACAUCACUGUUCAGCACAGAGAAGAUACUUCUAGGUCCAUCUUUGCCAUCAGCCCUUGUUGGUCCCAAUGGAUUAAAAACUGAGGCUAUACUUAUAAUAGAGGAAAUGUGGCUGCCAUUGCUCCAACUCAUGGAAAGUUUCAAUUGUUUCAUCACAAUGCAACCUUGUCAGUGAAAAAUGGUUUUCUUUCCAUGAUUCUUUUUUCAACAACUAUCCACUGAAGUGGAUACCAUUGAAAGAGAAGAAGGGAGAGAACUACAAAGAAAGAAAAGCAGACUAAUCCUUGGUAAUGCUAAAGCAAAAUGGAACCCCAGUUCCAGACAAUACUAAAGCUGAUAAGGGACAUCCAAUUUCCUCCUGUUGUAGCAUCUUCCUCACAUUCUACCUCCCUUUUCUUAUAUAGAAGGAAUAGGGGGAGGUACAAGUGAAGUAUAGUUUAGGGUUGUUUUCUUGGUUUACGUGUGUGUGUUUUAUCAUUUUUUAAAUUAGGAAUGUGUUUUUACCAGAAUUAGAUAUACAGUUGAUAAUAUAAAAAGGCUUAUGAGUUUUAGCAUGUGGUUCUUAUGUAAUGUGGGUUGCUGUUUGCCCUCCUGGUUCAACUAAAGGGUUUUCCCAGCCUUUUUUCUUUUCUUAUUUUUCCAAUCAUCCUCCCUAUGACAUAGAGACAGCUCGUGACCAUGGCAUAGAGCAGAGGUUUUCAAAAAUAAAUUUUAGCAACUGAUACCCUUUCUCCAAAUGAAAUCUGCUGCAGAAGCCCAAACUGUAAAAUAGGCGAAAGCAAAUCCGCUGAAACAGAUGUUGAAGGUCAUGCCGGUCCCCAGCAACCUUCUUCUGCGUCACCCUGUGCAUGCAGGAUGAAAAUCCCAGGCUGGGGAUUCUCCCUUCCAAACCUGGGUGACAUGGGUCCUGGCCUUCCUUAAAAAGCCUGUAUCUUGGGGCGCCUGGGUGGCAUAGCGGUUAAGCGUCUGCCUUCGGC